Pectinophora gossypiella (pink bollworm) is the source of this 3242-nucleotide messenger RNA. RefSeq lists its product as uncharacterized. The coding region runs from base 453 to 2159 and encodes 568 amino acids. The transcript is spliced from 2 exons. The record is from RefSeq and is a predicted model, not a curated record. NCBI's taxonomy places the organism in Eukaryota, Metazoa, Arthropoda, Insecta, Lepidoptera, Gelechiidae.
GUAAUUAAUCGGCUUUUUUCUACGUUUGAAAAAUCGAUUAAUAAAUAAUAGACUUUUCUUAACACUUUCGCGGACGAGUAUGCAUAGGAAUUCGUGUUUGCACUACUCGCAGUGACGGGCAUUCUUAAGCAUUCCAAUUUUACUUCCUUAUUUUGGAUAGAGGAGCUAUUGCAUUCGUAUUCCUCGUAUAUUUUCAAGAAGCCGCAAGUUUAGUGUCACAUUAUACUCAAUAUUAUCGCGAAUACUGUCCUACUAGAACGUUUUUGCACACAUAGAAAAAAUGUCUCCCCGCCGACCCCCCUUUCUCACGCACACUGACGCAGAUUGCAUAGCGUCUGUGUUUGUUUGACGCGUUCCUUCAGUCGCUCGGCUACUGCGCCGGAGAGUACACACAUGUUAUGUGAUCGAUUUUGCGCGAGCCGGCCGAAUAUUGACGAGAUAUUUUGAUCGAUAUGCCGCGAAAAAACAAAAAACUAGGUCCUAAAAUAGUCAACGUUACUCAACAAGAAAAACUGUUGAAGCUAUUUGAUGAAGCGACAGAUGAAUCGGAUGUACCAGAUGAGAAUAACAGCGAUCAAGAAUUAGAAGAGUCGGAGCGAUCAGCCGAUGAGGAAGACGAUUCUGAACAUAGCUCGGAUGUAUCAAUUCAUGACCCAUUCAGUGAUGGCGACGGCGAGUACGGGUCAGAUGUCGAUUACGUACCUGGAGAGGAAGAAAUAUCGACCGAUGGAUCGUCACAUGGAGCUGAAAGUGAGUCGUCACAAGUAAGUCAAUCAAAGAGUAAUUCCCAUAAAGUGGCCAAAGCUUCUUGUCAGUCAAAGGAUCAAUGUAGCGAAAAACCCAUGUUACAAGCCAGCUCAUCACCAAGCAGCAAAGUGCCUAAAAUUCUUACCUCUGAUCCAUCACAACACCCAGAUAAAGAUCUAAUGAUUCAGCCAAUGGUCAGUCAAAAUAAACAGCUACAGUUAGCUACAAAUACAGUAGUUGAUCAGUUACCAAGUACACGGGCAAGUUCCUUGCAGAUAAAACCAAUGCCAAGCCCUGACCAACCUUGCUCUUCGGUUAUAGAGGUCCAUGCUAGUUCUUCCAAGAAAACUACAAUACAAGAACAGCCAACAGCUAGCCAGAAUCUGCCAGUCACAGCUAUACAAGUAGAUUGUUCUCCUGUUAUACAAACUAGUACAUUGUCUGAAGAACAAAUGCAAGUACAGCCGAACCAGUCAGAUCUAAAUACACAGAAGGGUUGUUCUUCUCCCAAACAUAUUAGUUCCACACAGAAAAGUCCAUCAUCGCAAAAUCGACUCGAUACUGAUAAGGAAAUUGACUGUUCUCCAGACACACAGAUUUGUUCCUUACAGCAAAGUGAAGCCAGAUCAGUUCAGCCAGUGAAUCAGCCAGAAUGUCAAUCAGUUGCACAAUCUAAUUCAUCACAGCAAAGACAGCCAACUCCUCCUGCCAACUUGGAAAAUGAACAAAAUCUAGGUCGACCAAUUUCACCUAAUCACGUAAGCUCUUGGGAAGAUAAUACUCUACCUAUUACAGAUUUUCAGUUUGACGAUAUGAAUUCAGGUCCAACAGUACCAUUAGACAAUAACACAACACCGUUGAACGUUUUGGAGUAUUUCUUUACUGAUGAAAUGAUUGAGUUCAUUGUGUCAUGUACGAAUACUUAUGGUACAAAUUUGUGCAACUCUAAUAGACCACACACAAGGGGAUCCCGAGCACAAUCAUUCAAGCCUACAGAUGCAGAAGAAAUGAAAAAGUUCCUAGGUUUGUGUAUACUUCAAGGACAUCUUGAUGUGCCGAGCGUAAGAAAAUUAUUUACUCAGUCUGACCCUCUAUACUGUUACCCCAUUUUCCCAUAUACUAUGUCAGGUAGGAGGUUCGAACAGUUAUUGCGCUGCUUGUGUGUGUCGGAACUCAACAGUAAAGGCAUCGACAAAGUCAAAGCUUUUACUAAAAAAGUAAUAAGAAACUUUCAGACUUUAAACCAUCCUGAAAAAGAACUAUCUCUAGAUGAGUCAUUGAUGCCUUUUCGUGGACGGUUGUCAUUUCGGCAGUACAUAAAAAACAAAAAAGCCAAGUAUGGCAUAAAAUUUUAUGUUCUAACUUCUCAUGAUGGAUAUACAUAUAUUGAAUUUCGUUAUUUACGAAGGUAAGAAUACCGUGAAUGAAACCAACGCUACUGAACCAAAACUCGAUAAAUUGGUCAUGAAAUUGAUGGAGCCUUAUCUAAAUAAAGGACAUGAUCUCUAUAUGGAUAAUUUUUAUAAUAGAGUCACUCUGUCAAAAAAAUUACUGGAAUAUAAUACACAUACAACAGGCACGUUACGUAAAGACCGCAAGGAGAAUCCUAAGGAGCUUUUUAAGAAACAACUCAAAUCUGGACAACAUCUUUGGCAACGAAAUGGCAAAGUUUACGCAUCUGUCUGGAAGGAUAAAAGACCAGUGUUUAUGAUAACUACAAAACACCACCCACGACUAGUAACUACUAGAAACAGAUUUGGAAAAUUGAAGUCUAAACCUGUGGAGAUCAAUGAUUACAAUAGACACAUGUCGGGAAUAGACAAAUCAGACCAAAUGAUGUCUUAUUAUUCUACGCAAAAAAAACUAUACGUUGGUAUAAAAAGGUGUUUUUCCGAGUAUUGGACAUGAUUAUUUGGAACGCUUUCUAUCUCUUCAGAAAACAUUGCGAUCCAACAGCAACUUUACUGGGCUUUCGAGAAACUAUAGUGAAUUCGUACAUACAAGUAAACGAAAAUACGAAGGAGGCAAUGCUAAAGAACAUGUUUGGCAAGAAACACGCAAACAGGCGGCAAAGAGGUGUCGUUGAAAACGUAGGAGAAAUGUCACCUCAAAACGUGCAUUGGCCAGAGCUUAUACCUUUGCAUGACAGCUCCAAACGCAAUAAAGUUUUUCUUAAAUGUCGUGUUUGCACUAAAAACAAGAAAUUAAAACAAACUAGUUAUCGGUGCAAAGGGUGCGUAGGAAAUCCACCUCUUUGUCCAGGAUGCUUUGAGUCUUGGCAUACGAAUCCUAUAUUUAGGAUGUGAUCACUUAUUUUCAAAUAAUUUACUAGACACCUAUUUAAUUUUAAGAUUAUUUCAAUUGUGCCAUAAUAAUUAGGUACUUUAUUGUGAUUUAUAAAAGACUAAAUGUUUGAAAUAUAUAUAAGUCUGAUUAAUAAGAAUUGAAUAAGAAAGUUACUAAGAUGUUUGUCAUUUCCGAUCUAGAAGUUUUCG